Messenger RNA from Ustilago hordei, 1002 nucleotides. RefSeq lists its product as uncharacterized. Bases 1 to 1002 code for a protein of 333 amino acids. NCBI's taxonomy places the organism in Eukaryota, Fungi, Basidiomycota, Ustilaginomycetes, Ustilaginales, Ustilaginaceae. The transcript has a single exon. Gene Ontology annotation, cellular component: nucleus; Rpd3S complex; NuA4 histone acetyltransferase complex. Gene Ontology annotation, biological process: regulation of DNA-templated transcription; chromatin organization. The record is from RefSeq and is a predicted model, not a curated record.
AUGCUCUACACCGAAAACGAAAAAGUGCUAUGUUUCCAUGGGCCCCUAAUCUAUUCCGCCAAAAUCCUCAAAGCUGAAAAAUGGACCGGAGAGGAUAACCGCACUGGUGCAAUUGGUCCGCAUUACUUCGUCCACUACGACGGGUGGAAGAAAACUUGGGACGAAUGGGUUCCUGAAAUUCGCCUUCUCAAAAACAACGAUGAGAAUCUUGCUCGCAAAUCAACGCUUGAGGAAGCUGCGAAAUCUGGUUCCCUAAUCUCCUCCUCUUCCUCUUCUGCUGCUAAAGAAAGUUCGAGCAGUGGAGCAAAGAGGCCAAGGGAAUCUGACGCAAACGAACGAAAAUCUUCUGCUGGUGCAAGAGCAACUAAAAGGAGCAGGGACACUGUAGAAACAGAAGAAGACUUCCUAAAGCGACCAGAAGUGAAAAUUUCUUUGCCAGACCAACUAAAGUUGCAACUCGUUGAUGAUUGGGAAAACAUCACCAAGAAUGGUCUUCUCGUACCGCUUCCCCGCAGACCCUGCGUCAGGGAUAUACUCCAAGAUUACCGCAAGCAUUACCUAUCCCUAAAAACUCCUUCCUCUUCCAAAACUAGAUCCCCCGCGGUAGUGGACGAGGUGCUGAAGGGGUUGAAACUAUACUUUGAUCGUUCGCUUGGCCAAAACUUACUAUACCGAUUCGAACGAGCCCAAUAUGUCGAAUACCGCAAGAAAAACGGUCCUAAGAUGGGAGAUGGCGAUAUCCGAUCCAACGCCCGAAGCGGGACGGCAAGUAUGGGGGGAGAUAUGGAACCAAGCGACGUAUAUGGUGCAGAACAUCUCUUAAGGCUCUUCGUCAACUUGCCUAUGAUCAUCCUUCACACAAGUAUGGAUGGGGAAAGUAUAGGAUUGUUAAAAGAACAUCUUGGCGAGUUUUUGACGUAUAUCGCAAAAGAGAAGCAUCGCUUGUUCGUGAGGGAAUACGAGGCUGCUUCACCUGCAUACCAUCGAAUUAGCUCAACAUAG